Syzygium oleosum is the source of this 2890-nucleotide messenger RNA. RefSeq names its product pentatricopeptide repeat-containing protein At1g63330-like. The transcript has 3 exons. The coding region runs from base 31 to 2061 and encodes 676 amino acids. Gene Ontology annotation, molecular function: protein binding. Lineage: Eukaryota; Viridiplantae; Streptophyta; Magnoliopsida; Myrtales; Myrtaceae. The record is from RefSeq and is a predicted model, not a curated record.
CAGCUUUCGGAUUCGUCGUCAUCAGCUGAGAUGAAGCGAACGGGUCUCUCCCCUGCUUCUUCCAUCUUACUUCUUCUUCUUCUUCGUUCUGCUCCAACUGCCAUCUCCAGCCAGUCGUCAUCCCAUUCCCUUCUCCAUCUCCCUUUCUCGUCUCGCCCUCGUCGGAGGUUUUCUUCGACCCCUAACCCUAACCCGAACCAGUUCUUGAGUUACGUGAGGACAAAUUGCAGAGCUGGCGUUGGUGGUGGGUUCACGAGCGUCGGUGAUGCCCUGUGUUGCUUCGGUAACAUGAUGAAGACGUACCCUCUGCCUUCUUCCAGCGAUUUUAGUCUAGUGUUGGGUGCUAUAGCGAGGAUGAAGCACUACUCCACUGCCAUCCGGUUGAUUGAGCAGCUGCAUUCGUUUGGGAUUGAAGAUAAUCAUUUUUGGCUGACGAUUUCGUUGAAUUGCUUUUGUCGGUUACAUCGGGUUGAUCUGGGUUUGUCUGUCAUGGGUCGGAUAUUGAAGCUUGGGUUUCACAUUGAUGUGGUGGCAUCCAACACCCUAAUUGAUGGUCUCUUUAUUCAGGGCAAAACUGAUCAAGCACUGAGGUUCCUCGAUGAUAUGGGACGAAAAGGCCCCGAACCCAAUGAGACCACGUAUGCGAUAAUCGCGAAGGGGUUAUGCAGGGCAGGUAACAUUAGAUUGGCGAUUGAAUUGCUUAAGGGCUGGGAAGAGAGAAGCUGCGGGCUUCAUUCCUUCACAUACAACAUAGUAAUAGAUAGUCUUUGCAAGGAGGGAUUAAUCACAGAGGCGUUGCGACUCCAUCAAAGUAUGCGUAGGAAAGGGAUCAAACCAAAUGUUGUUACUUAUAACUCCUUGAUCCAUGGUCUGUACAAUGUAGGCCAGAUGGAAGAUGCUCUCGAAUUGUUGAAAGAGAUGACGAGCAGAGGCAUCCAACCGGACAUAUUCACUUAUAACUCCUUGAUUCAUUGCUUAUGCAACCUAGGCCAAUGGAAAGAUGCUACCGUCUUGUUGGAGAGGAUGAUGAAGGCAGGAAUUGAACCGGAUGUGGUUACUUAUAGCUCCGUCAUUCAGGGAGUGUGCAAUUCCGGCCAAUUGAAAGAGGCUCAAAGACUGCUGAGUCAUAUGGUGCAAAGCAGAGUAAUGCCGAAUGUUCAAACCUUCACUAUCCUGGUGGAUGCACAUUGUAAAGAGGGAAUGCUUGUAGAGGCAGAGGCCAUAGUGGACCAGAUGAUUCAAUUAGGUGUAGUGCCUUCUAAUUUCACUUAUACUACACUGAUGAAUGGUUAUUGUCUGCAAAAUAGAAUGAAAGAUGCUAUGGAAGUGCUUAAUUUGAUGGUUGAAAGAGGCUGCUCACCUGAUGUCGUUAGUUAUAACACGUUGAUUAACGGAUACUGCAAAGUUAGAAGAGUUGACAAAUCGAAGAUGCUUUUCCAAGAAAUGCUUCAAAGGGGCUUGGUUCCUGAUGUCAUAUCGUACAGCACUCUCGUAAAUGGAUUUUCCCAGGUUGGGAACCUUCAAGCCGCGGAGGAGCUAAUUAACGAGAUGCAAUCUCGUGAUCUAUCUCUAGAUCAGUAUACCCUGAAUACUUUCCUGGAUGACUUGUGUAAAAUGCGGCAGAUUGACAAGGCCACGACAUUGCUUCGAAAGAUGGAAGAUUCCAAAUUCGUCCCAGACAUUGUGACUUACAAUAUUCUAAUAAAUGGCAUGUGUAAUGCUGGAAAGCUCGAAGAUGCAAAAGCGCUGUUUGAUUGUUUGCAUGCUCGAGGGUUGCAACCUAACGUGCGGACAUAUAAUAUUUUCAUGCAUGGACUGUGCAAAGGAGGACGCAUGGAGGAAGCAUAUCAGCUGCUAAAGGAGAUGGAAGGAAACGGAUGCCUUCCAAAUGUUGUCACUUAUAACACAAUCAUCCAAGGACUACUAAGAAAUAAUGAAAACACGAGAGCAGGGCAACUCGUCGGUGAAAUGGUUGAAAGGGGAUUUUCUGCAAUUGUAGCGACAAUGAAGUUGUGGGUUAAACAUCUUGGGACAAAUGGAACUUCUUCCUCUUCUAGUUGAACUCUCCAUUGUCUCUGGGAUCUGUCCACUUUUUCAUCUGAACUGCGAUGAGCAGUAAUCCAGAUUGAAGGCAAGUUUUAUUCCACACAUCACCUCCGAGUGGAUGGUGUUUGAUCAUGGUGAUGGUCUCUUUGAAUCGAUAGCAGAGAAUAUUUCUGGGCCAGCUGGUACUCAGAUUAUCAUUGCCGGGCGAUCACGUAUUUGGGUUAUUUGCUCUGCUUCUUACAUGCAAAUAACGGCCGAUUUUGAGGGAUGGCUUGCUGACUUUGGAGCAUGGCUGCAAGUGUAUGAAAGCUACUUGCAGUACCUUUUUUACUUUGCACUGCGAGCGAUUUUCGGAAAAGCAUCUGCUGGUGGGGGAACACAAACGUCGUGGAUGGACAUUGCAAAUGCUAGACCCGUAGACAUCUGGAGCCACACCAUUCAACUUCAUCAAAGUCAGCAGGAUUUGCCUCGACGGUCUGCUGCCUCUCGUCGCGCUCUCUACUCUUUGUUUCCCAGCACAAUCAUAAUAGCGUGCAAGCAUUUCGGAGAGCGCUCUUUCAGCUAACUUCACACGUGGAUAUUGUGGCUGGCAUGUUCAAUUGAACUUAGAACAAGGAACCUGUCAAGCAAAAGGGUCAAAUUGGAGUUCUGCAUAUAUAACAUGAGGAUCAACUCCUCAGCUCUCUCUGUAGUCCAUUUCCUGAAACGUAGAAUCUUCAUGUAGCAAAAUUUUUCAUGUAUCCAUAUUGAUGUCAUUCUCUAAAUUAUGCAACAAACUGUCAAAAAUUGAAGGUAACAUACCAACGUCGAGUUGUUUUCCAUUUAUGUCAACUAUAUUUAUGCA